AUGUCAGGGACGGGCACUUAUCGUGCGACCCCGACACGUGGCCAGGGCAGAGGACAGAUGCCCUUCAACGACACUCCAGCAUCCUCAAUUCCCCGCCCAAAGCUUGACAACACGGCUCAGCAAAGCGAGACAGCUAGCUCUACGUUGUCAGCUAGUCGACAAAAGCAAUCUAAACGAGAUGAAGCAAUCAGACGUAAAAUGGAGGCGGACCUCAGCAAGAAGAAACAUGCUUCAAGUCGAGCACGGCAUACCCGAAAAGCCCCACCCGGUACAGUCCUUGCCUUGAAGCCAAGUCAGGCUCUCCAAAUCAAGCCAAACACGACCGUUGCGGAAGCCGCGCAGCUGAUGGCCGCCAAAAGAGAAGACUGUGUACUAGUGACAGACGACGACGAUAGGAUUGCAGGCAUUUUCACGGCGAAAGAUCUGGCGUUCCGUGUGGUUGGCGCUGGGAUCAAGGCAAGUGCUGUCAGCAUAUCCGAGAUCAUGACCAAGAAUCCGCUUUGUGCUCGGACCGACACUUCGGCCACAGAUGCCCUGGAUCUCAUGGUCAGGAAAGGGUUCCGUCAUCUCCCCGUUAUGGAUGAGAAUCAGGAUAUUUCUGGUAUUCUCGAUAUCACCAAAUGCUUUUACGAUGCAAUGGAAAAGUUGGAACGGGCCUACAGCUCUUCCCGGAAGCUCUAUGAUGCAUUAGAAGGUGUGCAAUCCGAACUCGGGUCUAGUCAGCCGCAACAGAUUAUCCAGUACGUGGAGGCGCUAAGACAGAAGAUGUCGGGCCCAACUCUAGAGUCAGUAUUGAAUGGGCUUCCACCCACAACGGUCUCGGUUCGGACAACCGUCAAGGAAGCAGCCGCAUUGAUGAAGGAAAAUCACACCACUGCUGUACUGGUUCAAGACCAGGGUUCAAUCACUGGAAUAUUCACCAGCAAAGACGUUGUUCUGCGUGUGAUUGCCCCUGGAUUGGAUCCUUCAAAUUGCAGCGUUGUCAGAGUCAUGACACCCCAUCCAGAUUUUGCCCCGGCUGACAUGAGCAUCCAAGCCGCUCUGCGCAAAAUGCAUGACGGCCAUUACCUGAACCUGCCCGUCAUGAAUGAGACUGGGGAAAUCGUCGGCAUGGUUGACGUGCUCAAGCUGACGUAUGCCACUCUGGAACAGAUCAACACCAUGGGUGGAGAAAGCGAAGGCCCGGCUUGGAACAAAUUCUGGUUGUCCAUGGACAACGACUCGGAGUCGAUGAUGUCUGGGGACGGCAGUCAUCGACCAACCACUCCAGGCCAUGGCUCAUUGAUGUCUCCUGGAGCCAGUCGUCCUCCAAUGGAAAGAGGAGAUAGCGUUAUGCCCAACGAAUCUGCUUCACAUAACGGAGACGAUGACCUUUCGGAGGCAGUGCAACCCGUAGCUGCUGCUCCUGAGGACAUGCCGUUUCCGUUCAAAUUCAAAGCCCCAAGUGGAAGAGUACAUCGUCUUCAAGUCGUUGCGUCAGCCGGGAUGGAAGAGCUUGUUGCUAAUGUCACCUCAAAGCUGGGACCCGAAGUAGAUGCGGUGGGUGGCGAGGCCAACGUGGACGAGGGCAAACUUGGCAAAUCUGGUUAUGCGCUGAGUUACAUGGACAAUGAGGGUGAUACAGUUUCCAUUACAACAGACCAAGACUUGAUCGACGCCAUUGCGCUUGCUCGACAAGGUUGCCGGGACAAAGUCGAUCUCUUCGUGCAUGAUCCUGCACAACCUCCUCUUGUUGCCACUGUGGAUCCCCGUCCGAACGUGUCCAAGCCACUGACGCCACCAGAAUCGGUCUUAAGAGAGAGGGCUGAGGCGGCGGCGGCGGCGGCGGCAGCAGCAGCAGCAGAGAGUGAUGAGGAGGUACAAGCCAAGCGGUCAAUGGGUACAAAGCAGGCUGUGACAGCUAUGAACGAGGGGCAACUGAUUGGUGGUGUCCCCAACGAGCUACUACUGCCGGGAGCAAUUGUCACGCUGGCAGUGGUCAUUGUGGCGGUCUUUGCAUUCAGCCGGGGUAGCAACAAAUGA
Molecule: messenger RNA, 2022 nt
Organism: Endocarpon pusillum Z07020
Lineage: Eukaryota; Fungi; Ascomycota; Eurotiomycetes; Verrucariales; Verrucariaceae
Exons: 2
Coding region: 1-2022 (673 amino acids)
Molecular function (GO): protein binding
Source: RefSeq, a predicted model, not a curated record